AUGGAAGCUGGAGCAAGCAAUGCCAAGGUAGCAGUGCUGGGGGCCUCAGGGGGCAUUGGGCAGCCCCUCUCCCUGCUCCUGAAGAACAGCCCCCUGGUCAGCAGACUCAGCCUCUAUGACAUUGCCCACACUCCAGGUGUUGCAGCUGAUCUCAGCCACAUUGAGACAAGAGCCAAAGUUAAAGGCUUCCUGGGACCUGAGCAGUUGCCUGAGUGUCUGAAGGGCUGUGAUGUUGUAGUUAUUCCUGCAGGUGUCCCUAGAAAACCAGGUAUGACCCGUGAUGACCUGUUCAACACCAAUGCAAGCAUUGUUGCUACUUUGACAACUGCCUGUGCAAAGCACUGCCCAGAAGCCAUGAUCUGUAUCAUUUCUAACCCAGGCUUAGAUCCAGCUCGAGUAAGUGUUCCAGUUAUUGGUGGCCAUGCUGGGAAGACUAUUAUCCCUCUGAUCUCUCAGUGCACACCAAAAGUGGACUUUCCUCAGGAUCAGCUGGAAAAGCUUACAGGAAGAAUUCAAGAAGCUGGCACUGAAGUUGUCCAAGCUAAAGCAGGAGCAGGCUCUGCCACCUUGUCCAUGGCCUACGCUGGUGCUCGGUUUGUCUUCUCCCUGGUGGAUGCCAUGAAUGGAAAGGAGGGGGUUAUCGAGUGCGCCUUCGUGCGGUCAGAGGAGACAGAGAGCCCGUACUUCUCCACACCUCUGUUGCUGGGAAAAAAAGGAAUUGAGAAGAAUCUAGGUAUUGGCAAGAUCUCCCCCUUCGAGCAGAAGAUGGUUUCUGAGGCCAUGUCUGAGCUGAAGGCUUCUAUUAAGAAAGGAGAGGAUUUUGCAAAGAACUUCAAGUGAAGAAGAGUUGAUGAUGGAGAGGAAUUAACAACUUCCUUAAUUUAUUAAGGCAUCAUGUCACUUUAUGACUUCUGAUUCAAAGCUCAUGCUUUGGUUGAAGUCUGUGUUAGCUUCAUGAUUGUUGCCAGUGCAGAGCCUAAUCAUCAAUAAAACAGCCUCAUUUUUUCAGUGUACC
Messenger RNA from Chaetura pelagica (chimney swift), 1015 nucleotides. It is a transcript of the gene MDH2, whose product is annotated as malate dehydrogenase 2, NAD (mitochondrial). Gene Ontology annotation, molecular function: L-malate dehydrogenase (NAD+) activity. The record is from RefSeq and is a predicted model, not a curated record. The transcript is spliced from 8 exons. Bases 1 to 840 code for a protein of 279 amino acids. Gene Ontology annotation, biological process: tricarboxylic acid cycle; carboxylic acid metabolic process. Lineage: Eukaryota; Metazoa; Chordata; Aves; Apodiformes; Apodidae. Gene Ontology annotation, cellular component: mitochondrion; cytoplasm.